Leptinotarsa decemlineata (Colorado potato beetle) is the source of this 5281-nucleotide messenger RNA. RefSeq lists its product as uncharacterized. The record is from RefSeq and is a predicted model, not a curated record. Lineage: Eukaryota; Metazoa; Arthropoda; Insecta; Coleoptera; Chrysomelidae.
CCGCUAUCUCGCUGAGGUCACAAUUUCUUUCAGUUCAUCAGCGAAGAUCGCUAAAGUGAACGUCAACGACGAUACGUGAAGAUAUUGCGAGAAGAUAUACGUGUUCGAAACCGAAAACUUUCAACGGGGUGUUUUUUUUAUUUUUCUGGCGACUUGCUGUGAAAUUUGUGAAAUUUGAAGAAUGGUGUGAAGAGUGGUCCUGCUUCUGAAAUUGUUAUAAAUUUGUCGAUUGAAGGAAGAAAACAUGGAACUGAAGUUCGCUUUGAUGACGCUGCUCAAAAUUGUAAUAUCCACACCUUAUUUCAUGAUUGUGUGGCAAAUAUCGGCAACGAAUGGAGCGGCUCUUUUAGGAGAACCGUCCGCUAGGAAUACAUCGAAUGCUACGGAACCCUAUUAUGACUACGAGUUUUUGGACAGCCAGGAACUUGAAGAUCACGAACGUGACCCGCCUAAGUCCAAGUCCGAGGAAAUACCGGACCCCUCGCCACUAGUCCUCCCCGGAUACAACUUACCUGAAAACAUAUUUAACCACGGCAAACCUUUCUACGUAGAGAAAGAUCCGCUCACCGGCAAAAUAGACUUCAGCCAAAAAUCCCCCUCACCUAAACUGGACGACGACCUGUACGACUACAUAGACGAAGAACCCAGCGAGAACAUCUAUGACAAAGCAAACAUCGACAGAAAAGACGGAAGCCUGGGCAGCCACCGACCGAGUGACGUCAACCAGUUGACUACGAACUUCCACGACUUCCUCAACCUACCGGUGAAGUACAACUCCGCCAAGUACGUCUACCCGUUGGUAUCCAACUCGUACGCUAGCACUAAAAUCCAAGGAAGCGUUAGCAAGUUCCACAACCACAAAGACUACAACUCGAAAACCACGACCAAGAAGCCGAUUAUGAGUCCCACUUACUACACCACCAGCCAGUACUUCAGCCCCGUGCAAACGACCACCAGGGGCACAACUACCACCACGACUACAACUCCUAAGCCUACGACGAAGAUCUACCCGACGAGCGAAGCGACUAAUCUCUUGAACAGCGGAAUGGGGCAUCCGAACUUCAUGGAGGACUUUGAGGAUUACUACGACGUGCCCGCCGAGGCUGGAAAGAAACCCAGCUCGAGCGAGGUGUAUUUGACUACCGAAAACGUUAACCAGGUUUAUUUGACGACCAAAACAGCUCCGACUACGACAACGAAGAAGGCCAUGAGCUUGUUCGAGCAGCUCUUUGGGGAGUAUGAUGAAACAGUGGCUCCCGUGAAGUCUACUACCUCGAUAACGCCUUCUUUGUUCGGAAACUUACCUUCUAAUAAGUACAACAAGUACUCUAAGACAGAGAAACCGGUGGCGAGUACUACAACAACCACUGCGACAACUAGUACUAGAGCGACCACUAGUACUAGAACGACAACCACACUGAGUAACCAGUUCCACAACUCUCAUGGUGGCCCAAACGUCCUCUCAGGUACCAGCAUGGGAAUAGAAUCGAACUACGAGUAUGAAGAUUAUGACAACGAAAAGUACGAAGACAAUGUAGCGGUCCAAACGAACCCUCUCGUUAGUGUCGAUGACGACUUGAGUAUAGAACCUUUACAAACCAACAUUUCUGAAUCUCUCACAAACACUAGUUCUGAAACUUCAACUUCUGAUAAAAACACAAACCUCCACGACCAGUCUGAAGAGAAACCAACGACUCCAAUCUCGAUUACGACCCCGAUAUCAAUUACGACUCCGAUCUCGAUUACCACUCCUCCCAGCCAGACCCCUAGCACUUUUGCUACGGUGAGGGUGACUUCUCUACCUCUGGGUGACAACCACUUGACAACGCCCAGCCGGAACCAUGUUACGAAUCUCGUCCACGAACACUUCCACCGAGACCCCAUCAUCGUUGCUACACAGAACCUCAGGGAAAAACUCAACAGCGAGAGGGUACAGCCAAGGCCCUUUGAAAAAGCACCUACACCUCCCAGUACUACCAAUGUCCACAUAGCCCACGACCAGGACAUCGUGUCGUUCGUAGUCGGGAACCAGCAGAACGUCGAUGGAGGCCAGUACGAAAGUAGCAGUCCCCAGAAAGAGAAUGCGUACGAUAGGAACCCCUUCCGCCCACUGUACGGUCAGCCAGCCAUCUACAACGAUAAGAUCGAAGUCGAACCUGAGGCUAGUUUCCAGCUCAUCAACCCAGUGAAGACUCGCCCCGAAAUCGUAGGCAGCGCUGUGACCAUCCAGCCCUUAAAACACUCCGAGGCUUCCCUGGCAAUCGGAGUUCCAGUUAGCCAAGUACCCGGCCAGGUUGUCGACGAGAAACUAGAGACUAACAACCCGGUCGAGUUCCCCCAAAGCAGCACCGGAAAUAAAAUAGUUUUCCCCGACGAGAAGCAGCCCGAGUUUCCGGAUCUCGUACCUCCUCCUGCAGAUCCGAACCGUGAGGUGUUGCAGCUCAGUUCAAAGCCUAUGUAUCACCAGCUGCCGAGCGAUUUAACCCCGCCGCGUGAGACGCAGAUAGCUCCUGUACCUAGGCCCGAGUUGAGACCUGUGAGACCUCCGUGGGACCCGAGGCCGGGGCAUUUCUACAGCGGUAAGCCAGAGUACAACCGUCCACCACGACCUCCAGCUGAUAUAGCCUACAAAAGGAUCGACAAUUUGCCAAAUAUCUUGCCGCAGUUCAGGCCGAACAUGAAUAAGCCGCCUGGAAUGUUCUACGACAAAAGAUUGAACAGACAGCCGUUGCUGGAGAGACCUUCCAACAGACCCAUCGGGUUUUUCGAAAAGAUGCAGCCUCCUCCACCACCUCCACCAUUAUUUCUGACCCACAAGAACUCUCAUGGGUUGAGGAAAAACGUGUUACCGCCAAGACAGAGUUUGGACGACGUUCCGAUAGCAGAAGACAGAAUUAUGAACGAGGGGCCUAGAAAACCGAUCUUGGGGCAAGAUCCUUUCGGGUUUUACAAAGGGCCACCUCAAGUGAGGAUCGCGAACAGAAGAAAUGGGGAUGACGACGUGGAGGUGGAAACUCUGCAGAUGAUCCAGUCGAAAAAAGUUGAGAAGCCGGAAGAUAGCGGAUUGGUGACGCAGGUUGUCAACAUCCCCUCAGAAGAUACCCUGGUUGGAAAUACCGAGAAGACCAUUUACAAGGUGUACCCUGUCAAUACUCCUCCCAUCAAAAUGGACGUCAUCGAAAACAACAAGAAGGAGAGCGUGGUGAUUGGUACGAGAGCAGAACCUCCCCUACCCCCCUCAAAAAUCAACACCGACUUCAAGUACGACCAGAACCCACUGUUUGAUCCCAAGGACAGACACGACGCUCCGAUUCUAAAGCCCCACCCUAGACCGCAUAACUUUCCGGUUAGAUCCGACUUUCCCUACCCCCUGGAACGUCCUGAUCCAGGUGUGAACCACCCGGCGAUUCCUGAAACGCCCUCGAAGAAUGGGAAUGACCUGGAGGAGCCGGAUUAUUUCUCCAACAACCAGUGGAACACCAUCGGGGACGUAGAAUCGAGGAUUGUGACGGGGCAAAAGGUGCAUGCCCCAAACCACAUAUCGGCGACGUUGAAGACGUACACGGAAAAGCCGAUCGCGGUGGCUUACACUCCGACGGAGCCCAACCUCAACGCGGACAAGUACUCAAUGCCCAACUAUGGCAGCCCAGUGAUUCCAGAAAUACGUUUGGGGGCGGAACAUCCGACGGGCAGCGGCAACAAAGUCUUCACCGUCAGCGCUAGCAUGCAUACGCAUGCACAGCAAGGAUCAGUGGGGAGCGUGGAUAGCGUUCAUCGACUGGACGACGGGAACCACCGGGUGGACACUGACGUCCCAAAGCAUCCCCAGCAAGACUUCCAGGCGCCGUUCCAAGCCAGCGUGAACGCCGACAGCGCCGUGCCCCAGUACCAAGGUUGGGCUGUCGUGGUGAAGGAUAAAAAUAGAACUACAGAGGCGCUCGAGGUCACCACCAUGCCCUACGCGACCACUAGCGAGUUUGACAUCGAAAAUUUCAAGCCGCAGUUGGAAGGAGGGUUCAAGCCGAUUUACAGCUUCCCAGUGGACGAUAAGACGUCGCCCGACGUCGAAGUGAAAGAACGGGAAGAAUGAUGAGUUUAAAUUAGUGAAUUUAGAGCAUUCGAAAACUAUGAGGUGUUAGGAAGGGGUUAGUGGCAUUUUCGACUCUUUUGAACGUCUUUCAAGAACACGUUAAAGAAGAUUUAAAAAAAGGUUAAAUUUUUUUUCAUGCUCUCUAGAUUCCUCACAAAUCCUAGUUUAUGAAGGUGGAAUAUGUAAUUUUUCCCAAUUCAUGUUGGAAUACAGUUAGGCAUAAAAUGUAUAUUCACAAGAUAUUCCUCAUGAACCUAGGAUGGAUCUCCUUCGGUUUAUCUCCUAUGGACAUUCAUAAUUAAAUUCAAGGAAAUAUAAACUAAUUUUAAAAAUUUCAAUAGGAGCUGCUUUAUAUUCCACGUGUUUCUCAUCUAGAAUCGGACGUUACUUUGAAUUCUGGAGUGGAUAUGAUCAGAGACAACAGUAUUUUGGUAAUUAUUUGAGUUGACUAAUCAACUCUAAAUAGACUAAUGCUGCAACUUUCGUCAAAUUUUCUUCUUCUUUAUAAUUUGGCCUAUUGUUUGCUUGUAUUUUGCUAGGGUGUCAUGCACUGGAUAAACUGUAGCUUUCUACUUCUCCUUUUAUAUACAGGAAAUGAAAAACUUGAGAAAUAUAAGAGGCUAUUUUUAGAAUGAAACACUAUACAAAAAAAUUGUACUACAAGUAUUGUUGAUUAAACAAAUUAAAAUCAAAGCGAGGUACCAAACAUGUAUUGAGGGACAGGUUAAAUUUUUGAAUUGGACUCCUGCCCUAGCAGCUUAGGCCACCACCGAGAAUAAUAAGAAGAAUAUUUGAAAGUACUGUUGUUUGUCUUAGAGGUACAUUAUGUGAAAAAUCUGUGAUGGAAAAAAAAUUAAGUCAGCAUUGAGUUAGUUCCCAGUUUCAAAUUUGGAAUGGACUACUUUAUUCAAUAAUAAUACUGAUUCAAUGAAAUGUGUGUAUUUGAAACCUGACCUAUUUCUGAAAGUUUUGAAUGAGCGAAAAUGCUGCUACUGCGUGGAAUAUAAUUCUGAGGUACACUUGAAAGAGACGGACUUUAGGUGAUGUACUUCAGAAUUAUAAAAACGGAUAGAUUAUUGGGGUAGUGUUCAUAUAAGAUGUUGUGAAGUUGUAGAAUUAAGUCUGAUAUUGUGUAGUGAACCAAUUUCUUUGAUCUAUUUGUUUUUUAUUAAUUUAUUAUAAUUUAUUGUG